Messenger RNA from Eruca vesicaria subsp. sativa (arugula), 886 nucleotides. The record is from the annotation of a GenBank genome assembly. Lineage: Eukaryota; Viridiplantae; Streptophyta; Magnoliopsida; Brassicales; Brassicaceae.
CUGCUUCUAACCGUCACUACAAAAGCCAAAAGAAACUUCCUAAAACAUGUUUGUGUAAACAGAGAGAAAGAACGAUCACCAAAAGAUGAAGAAAACGGAAGCGGGGAAGAAGGAAGAUAUCAAGAAAGGUCCAUGGAAAGCCGAAGAAGACGAAGUACUCAUCAACCAUGUCAAGCGUUACGGUCCUCGUGACUGGAGCUCCAUUCGAUCCAAAGGUCUUCUUCAUCGCACCGGAAAGUCAUGCCGUCUCCGUUGGGUCAACAAACUCCGUCCCAAUCUCAAAAAUGGGUGUAAGUUCUCUGCUGAGGAAGAGAAGACAGUGAUUGAUUUACAGUCACAGUUUGGUAACAAAUGGGCGAGAAUCGCUACGUAUCUCCCGGGAAGAACUGAUAACGACGUGAAGAACUUCUGGAGUAGCAGACUAAAGAGACUCGCUAGGAUUCUCCAUAACUCUUCUGACGCAUCGAGUUCUAGUUGCUUAAAUCCAAAACCUAAGAAGGGCAAAAACGUCAAACAGAGUUUUGGUUUAGUUGAGGAAGAGAGUAAAGCUUCUUCUUCUUCUUGUUCCAAGACUCUUCCUUACUCAUCAGACCAAGUUGAUGAAGAAGCCUUGAUAAGGUCACCUGAACUAGGUAUUAAGUUAGAGCAUCAUCAGCCUUUUACAUUUGGGACUGAUCUCGACGACCCUAAUUUUUUCUACGAUAUACUUGGUGGACCGGUUGAUUCUUCUGACCCUUUGUUCGCUCUUCCUCAGCCGUUUUUUGAGCCCUCUCCGAGAAGAUUCAGACAUGUUUUGAAGGAUGAUGAUGAAGGGUCUGAUGUUUUCUUACACGAUUUCCCUGCCGACAUGUUUGAUCAAGUUGAUGAUCAAACUAGGAGUCCUUAG